UUUGACUCGAAUAUGAUUUCUUAUUGGUAACCUUGCGGCUUUCAGACCGCACCGAGUCCCACUACGGGCUCGAUGAAGUGGAGGAACGCAAGGUUUUAAAAAGACGGAAAUUGUAAAAAACCACCAGUCGCUGCACCGUGUACAUAAUAUAGGGUAGUGUGUUACAGACCGACAGACGUGCGCGAGUCACUUCGAAAGUGACUUUGAUUAUGUUCAAGAUGAAUGGUGGAUUAAAGAUAUUCUUGGUACUGACUGUUUUUUCUGUUGUUAACGAGGCUGUGAGAGUCGGAAGCAAAGUAAAACACGAUGAUCAAUUAACAUCUUCUAGUUUCUGGACCAGCGAUUUUACUUCGCCCGAUCACCAGGAUUAUUUCACCACAGCUCAAAGCCUUGCGCAAACGCAUCCCGUAAAAGGAGGCGGGCCCACGAAACUUAACAGUCACACUUUUUCGAAACAUUUAAAUUACAGAUUAUCCCCUACGGAAGAACUCAGAAAAAAUCCUUCGCUAUCAUCACCAGAUGAAUGUGCUAGGGCUUGCAGAGAAGGAGAACCUCCAAAAAUUUGUUAUUAUCAUUUCACGCUAGAGUUAUACACAGUCCUCGGAGCAGCUUGUCAAGUAUGUACCCCGAAUGCGACCAACACAGUUUGGUCGAAUUGUCAAUGCGUUCUCGCCGAUGGUGUCGAAAGAGGCAUCCUCACAGUGAACCGUAUGUUACCCGGACCGAGCAUACAAGUUUGCGAAGGAGACAAAGUGGUAAUUGACGUCGAAAACCACAUGGAAGGCAUGGAAGUCACCAUACAUUGGCACGGGAUCUUCCAAAGGGGUAGUCAAUAUUACGACGGUGUACCUUUUGUAACACAAUGUCCUAUACAGCAGGGAAAUACGUUUAGAUAUCAGUGGAUUGCAGGAAAUGCCGGAACGCAUUUCUGGCAUGCCCAUACAGGUUUACAGAAAAUGGACGGUCUGUACGGGAGUAUCGUUGUCCGACAACCUCCUUCCAAAGAUCCUAACAGUUACCUUUACGAUUAUGAUCUCACCACACACGUGAUGCUUUUGAGUGAUUGGAUGCAUGAAGACGCUGCCGAAAGAUACCCAGGAAGAUUGGCUGUAAACACAGGACAAGACCCCGAAAGUGUUUUGAUAAACGGAAAAGGACAAUUCAGAGAUCCCAAUACGGGUUUCAUGACGAAUACACCCUUAGAAGUAUUCACCAUGACGCCGGGGAAAAAAUACAGAUUCAGAAUGAUAAAUUCCUUCGCUUCUGUAUGUCCGGCGCAAUUGACUAUUCAAGGUCACGAUUUGACCUUGAUCGCCACUGACGGGGAACCAGUUCAACCUGUCCAAGUUAACACGAUCAUUUCAUUUUCCGGUGAAAGGUACGAUUUCGUUAUUACCGCUAAUCAGAAUCCGACAGCUUAUUGGAUUCAAUUGAGGGGUUUAGGAGAAUGUGGUAUCCGUAGGGUGCAACAAUUAGGUAUAUUGAGAUACGCUAGGGGUCCUUAUCAACCAACAAGCGCACCACCUACUUACGAUUUCGGGUUACCUCAAGGAGUGGUACUUAAUCCAUUGGACGCUAGAUGUAAUAUAGUAAGAAAGGACGCCAUCUGUGUUAGUCAAUUGAAAAACGCGAGGGAAAUAGACGCCGGACUCCUUCAACCUCGACCGGACGUUAAGAUUUUCUUGCCGUUCAGAUUCCACGUGUACACCCCGGAAGAAUUAUUCCAACCCAAUACUUAUAACAGACAUUUAGUUGCGCCGAACGGAGACCACGUGAUAAGUUUGAUCGAUGAAAUAUCGUAUAUGGCGCCUCCGGCCCCUCUAAUUUCCCAGUACGACCAAAUCGAUCCCGAACAAUUCUGUAACGGUGAUAACAGACCACCGGAUUGCGGUCAGAACUGCAUGUGCACCCAUAAGGUCGAUAUACCCUUAAACGCAGUCGUCGAGGUCGUUCUAGUGGACGAAGUGCAACAACCGAAUUUGAGUCACCCUUUCCAUCUUCACGGUCAUUCCUUCAACGUGAUCGGUAUCGGUAGAUCCCCGGAUCAACAAGUGAAAAAAAUCAAUUUGAAACACGCUCUGGAUCUGGAUAGACAAGGUCUUCUACAUAGACAAUUCAAUUUGCCACCGGGAAAAGAUACGAUCGCCGUACCUAAUAACGGAUACGUCGUUUUGAGAUUUAGGGCUGAUAAUCCGGGUUUUUGGUUAUUCCAUUGUCACUUUUUAUUCCAUAUAGUGAUCGGAAUGAAUUUGGUAUUCCAGAUCGGUACCCAGGCGGAUCUUCCACCUGUUCCGCCGAAUUUCCCCACUUGCGGGGACCAUAAACCCCCCAUAGAUACCAAAAUCGAUAAUAGUUACUAUGAUGGGUAUAAUUGAUUCGACAGGAUAUAGAUCGGGGUUGAAGUCUUUCGGGAAAGUGGUAAAAAUAUAUUAGGAGGAUGAAAUUUAUUGGUAGAGGAAUAGAAUAUGUGAAAAACAAUGAAAAAUAACGAUUUAUGGGUGAUUUGGAGUCGUGGAAUGGAAAGGGUAGCGGUUUUAAGGGUGCGAAACGGUUUAUUUUGAUGAUUUCCGGGAAAACUAUAAGUUUUACGAAAAAAAGUUGUCAGUGAAAGUCUUAGGCAAUAAAAAGAUCUACAACUUUUGUAUCUACACUUUUUUCAUAUAACCUCAAAAUUUAUCAGAAAAAUUGAAAAAAAAAGAAACUAAAAAUUUUGUUUUUUUUUUGAAUUUUUCUGAUCAAUUUUGAGGUUAUGUGAAAAAAGUGUAGAUACAAAAGUUGUAGGCAGUAAAAAGAUCUACAACUUUUGUAUCUACACUUUUUUCACAUAACCUCAAAAUUUAUCAGAAAAAUUGAAAAAAAAAAGAAACUAAAAAUUUUGGUUUUUUUUUUUGAAUUUUUCUGAUCAAUUUUGAGGUUAUGUGAAAAAAGUGUAGAUACAAAAGUUGUAGGCAGUAAAAAGAUCUACAACUUUUAUAUCUACACUUUUUUCACAUAACCUCAAAAUUUAAGAGAAAAUGUCAAAAAAACAGAAUUUUUAGUUUUUUUAUUUUUAUUUCACAAAAAACUAUUUAUUAAUCGUGAAAUUUUGUGAAAAGUCAUCCCUUUAUGUCACAAACAUAUCAUAUUUUUUUUAUUCAAAUUAAUAAUCUUUUUAUUUCGAAUAAAAAAAAAACUCAAACUUUGAAUUUCAAUUUUUCUCUUAAAUUUUGAGGUUAUAUGAAAAAAGUGUGAAUACUAAAGUUGUAGAUCUUUUUACUGCCUACAACUUUUGUAUUCACACUUUUUUCAUAUACCCUCAAAAUUUAAGAGAAAAAUUCAAAAAAACAAGUUUUUAUUUCUUUAAUUUUUAUCAAAUAGUGAAAAUAAGGUGAAAAGAUAAUUAAUUCAAAUAAAAAGAAUUACAAUCUAUUUGUGACAUAAAAGAUAAGUUUUGACACAAUUCCAAGGUUAAGAAAUAUUUUUUUGUAAAAUAAAAAUAAAAAACUAAAAAUUCUGUUUUUUCCAAUUUUUCUCUUAAAUUUUGAGGUUAUAUGAAAAAAAUGUGAGUACAAAAGUUGUAGAUCUCCCUAUUACCAACAACUUUUCUCUAUAACAUUUUCCCAUAAAACUCAUGGUUUUCUCUUAAAUCGAAAUAAACCCUUAAAACCUCACCCCCUUAUAAUUUUCAUCAAAUUACUUCAAUUAUUUCAAUUUUGUCUCAUUAUUUCCUUUUCCCAAUAAAUUUCAACUUAAUAAUAUUUUUUUUAUUUCAAAAUUUAUCAACCCCGGUCUAAUAAGGGUCUAUUGUUGUUUUGGUAUGUUUUAUUUGUAAUUUGAUGGUGAAUGAGUAGAAAACAUAAAACAAGAAAAUAAUUUUCAAAACUCAAAAAUUGAAAUAAAUAAAAAUCAGGUUAUAUAAUUUUUUUUAAAUCCCAAUAUUUUUUUAUUAUUAAUUUUUUUGUUUUCUACUUAUUUGAUUUAAAACGAGCUACAGAAAAUUAUAACUCGAGUUACCUUUUUUGUUUGUUUUUAUUUAUUAAUUAAAAAUUUUAAGUUUCGAUCUUGCCAUCGUUUAAAAAAUGUUAUUAUACAAUGUGUCCCACUAUAAUUAUUUUAUUUGGAAAAAAAUAAUUUAUCGUCAAUUUCAACGGGAAAAAAUCAAAAUUAUCAGGAAUUGAAUUUCCAUUAAUUUAUAUUAAAAAAAAUAUACACAUUUCGUAUUAAUAAAUAUUUUUUCCUAUUAACCCUUUUUAGGUGACAUUUUAUUUUUGGUAGAAAUUUGGAAAGAGUUUUCGCACUGUAUCUCGUAAACUAACAACCUCACAGAAAAUUUCAUACGACAUUAUUUGUAGUAAAUCAAAUUUUCUACAACUUUCUUUCCAUUAUUUUUUUGUCUAAAAUGUAAAAUAAAAAAGUUAUAAGCAAAAAUAAAACUUGUUUCUACUUAGCCAUUUAAAAAGAGUGAUGCAAAGAGUUUUCGCACUGUAUCUCGUAAACUAACAACCUCACAGAAAAUUUCAUACGGCAUUAUUUGUAGUAAAUCAAAUUUUCUACAACUUUCUUUCCAAUACUUUUUGGUUCAAAAUGUAAAAUAAAAAAGUUAUAAGCAAAAAUAAAACUUGUUUCUACUUAGUCAUUUAAAAAGUGAUGCAAAAAGUUUUCGCACUGUAUCUCGUAAACUAACAACCUCACAGAAAAUUUCAUACGAUAUUAUUUGUAGUAAAUCAAAUUUUCUACAACUUUCUUUCCAAUACUUUUUGGUUCAAAAUGUAAAAUAAAAAAGUUAUAAGCAAAAAUAAAACUUGUUUCUACUUAGUCAUUUAAAAAGAGUGAUGCAAAAAGUUUUCGCACUGUAUCUCGUAAACUAACAACCUCACAGAAAAUUUCAUACGAUAUUAUUUGUAGUAAAUCAAAUUUUCUACAACUUUCUUUCCAUUAUUUUUUUGUCUAAAAUGUAAAAUAAAAAAGUUAAAAGCAAAAAUAAAACUUGUUUCUACUUAGUCAUUUAAAAAGAGUGAUGCAAAAAGUUUUCGCACUGUAUCUCGUAAACUAACAACCUCACAGAAAAUUUCAUACGACAUUAUUUGUAGUAAAUCAAAUUUUCUACAACUUUCUUUCCAAUACUUUUUGGUUCAAAAUGUAAAAUAAAAAAGUUAUAAGCAAAAAUAAAACUUGUUUCUACUUAGUCAUUUAAAAAGUGAUGCAAAAAGUUUUCGCACUGUAUCUCGUAAACUAACAACCUCACAGAAAAUUUCAUACGAUAUUAUUUGUAGUAAAUCAAAUUUUCUACAACUUUCUUUCCAAUACUUUUUGGUUCAAAAUGUAAAAUAAAAAAGUUAUAAGCAAAAAUAAAACUUGUUUCUACUUAGUCAUUUAAAAAGAGUGAUGCAAAAAGUUUUCGCACUGUAUCUCGUAAACUAACAACCUCACAGAAAAUUUCAUACGAUAUUAUUUGUAGUAAAUCAAAUUUUCUACAACUUUCUUUCCAUUAUUUUUUUGUCUAAAAUGUAAAAUAAAAAAGUUAAAAGCAAAAAUAAAACUUGUUUCUACUUAGUCAUUUAAAAAGAGUGAUGCAAAAAGUUUUCGCACUGUAUCUCGUAAACUAACAACCUCACAGAAAAUUUCAUACGACAUUAUUUGUAGUAAAUCAAAUUUUCUACAACUUUCUUUCCAUUAUUUUUUUGUCUAAAAUGUAAAAUAAAAAAGUUAAAAGCAAAAAUAAAACUUGUUUCUACUUAGUCAUUUAAAAAGAGUGAUGCAAAAAGUUUUCGCACUGUAUCUCGUAAACUAACAACCUCACAGAAAAUUUCAUACGACAUUAUUUGUAGUAAAUCAAAUUUUCUACAACUUUCUUUCCAUUAUUUUUUUGUCUAAAAUGUAAAAUAAAAAAGUUAUAAGCAAAAAUAAAACUUGUUUCUACUUAGUCAUUUAAAAAGAGUGAUGCAAAAAGUUUUCGCACUGUAUCUCGUAAACUAACAACCUCACAGAAAAUUUCAUAAGACAUUAUUUGUAGUAAAUCAAAUUUUCUACAACUUUCUUUCCAUUAUUUUUUUGUCUAAAAUGUAAAAUAAAAAAGUUAUAAGCAAUAAUAAAACUUGUUUCUACUUAGCCAUUUAAAAAGAGUGAUGCAAAGAGUUUUCGCACUGUAUCUCGUAAACUAACAACCUCACAGAAAAUUUCAUACGAUAUUAUUUGUAGUAAAUCAAAUUUUCUACAACUUUCUUUCCAUUAUUUUUUUGUCUAAAAUGUAAAAUAAAAAAGUUAUAAGCAAAAAUAAAACUUGUUUCUACUUAGUCAUUUAAAAAGAGUGAUGCAAAAAGUUUUCGCACUGUAUCUCGUAAACUAACAACCUCACAGAAAAUUUCAUAAGACAUUAUUUGUAGUAAAUCAAAUUUUCUACAACUUUCUUUCCAUUAUUUUUUUGUCUAAAAUGUAAAAUAAAAAAGUUAUAAGCAAUAAUAAAACUUGUUUCUACUUAGCCAUUUAAAAAGAGUGAUGCAAAGAGUUUUCGCACUGUAUCUCGUAAACUAACAACCUCACAGAAAAUUUCAUACGACAUUAUUUGUAGUAAAUCAAAUUUUCUAUAACUUUCUUUCUAUUAUUUUUUUGUCUAAAAUGUAAAAUAAAAAAGUUAUAAGCAAAAAUAAAACUUGUUUCUACUUAGUCAUUUAAAAAGAGUGAUGCAAAAAGUUUUCGCACUGUAUCUCGUAAACUAACAACCUCACAGAAAAUUUCAUACGACAUUAUUUGUAGUAAAUCAAAUUUUCUAUAACUUUCUUUCUAUUAUUUUUUUGUCUAAAAUGUAAAAUAAAAAAGUUAUAAGCAAUAAUAACUGAACAAUAUUUAAAUAAUUCUUUUGAGCGAUAUAACAUUUUUUUUCAGACUAUUGUUGUUUAUAACUUUUUUAUUUUAGAUUUUACGGGAAAAAGUAUUAGAAACAAAGUUGUAGAUAAUUAAAUUUACUAAAAAUAAUGAUGUAUAAAAUUUUCUGUAGGAUUGUUAGUUUACGAGAUACAGCGCGCGUAAACACUUCCUUGCGUUUUUCACGUUUUUAUAUUGAAGUUUGAUUAAAAUAAAAUUAAAAAUGACUUUCUCCAAGGAAAUUGAUAAUAAAAAAUUCCAAUUAGUGGGACGUACUGUAUAUAAUUUAUGUAUUUAUCACUGUGGCGCCAUAUAUAAGCUUAAUAUAUAGUUAUAUAUCCCUUAUAAAUAUAGUAUUACCCCUAAAUUUUUAUUCGGUGCUAUAUAAAUCGAAAAUUAUUUUAAAAAAACUAAAAUAUAUCCAAAAAAAAAUUUGCGUCAUCAUUUUCAUUUCUUUCAUUUUUUGAUUCUACGGUUCUCCAAUGUUCUCCAAAUUUCAUCUCUCCACGUUCCAUUUCCAUUCCCCAUAACUUGCAGAUUCCCUCCAUUGGACUACAGCCUUUCUGUGGUUCCAAAACUUUCAAUAUUUCCAAAUUUCGUUCCUCCAUUCUCUAUUUCAAUUUUCCAUAACUUGCAGCUCCUCUCCAUUGUCCUGGAACCUUUCUAUGGUUUCCCAAUUUUCUAUAUUUCCAAAUUUUGUCUCUCUACGUUUUAUUUCCAUUCUCCUCAACCUGCAGAUCCUUACCAUACGACUCCAAAAAAUGGUAACAAAAAUUUUUUUUUUUUAACUUCCGCUUUAUAUAUUAAAAUCACAUUCUAGAUAUUUCUGAUUCUGGUAAUUUCUAAAUUAACGUAAAUGUAUGAAAACAGACGCUUUACUUAAUUUUUAGUUUCUAUGAUGACAUAUUGGAACAGGACCGACUUCACGGUCUAUAUCAGUGGACGAGUUCGUAUGUUAUGUUUUUAAUUGUUUUUUUUUGGAUAUAAUAGUUUGGAAUUUUGCAAUAACAGUAUUAUUUAAUUUUGCUCAAGCUUUUUUGAACAAUAUACCACUUUUUCGAACCAAAAUAAAACGUUUACCAUUUUUACAUCGAAUUUAUACUAUUUUUUCUAAAAUUUCGGUACCUAUUAUAAAAAUAGAAAUGAUUAAUGAUUUCUAAAUAUAUAUUUGUUAUUGAACCGUGAAACUACAUCGUAAAAUCGAUUAAAAUAGUACAGUGAAUUGGUAUAUGAUUCGGUAUCGAUACAGAAAAAAUAGAAAAUAGUGCCUAAGAAUUGCCACAGUAUUGUUAUAUAAGUUUAAUUUUUUAGUUUUAUUUUGUUAUGUUUUAGGAAAUUACAUCGUUUUCAGAAUUUUAUCCUAUCAACUUCAUCCUCUAGUCCGUCCAGUCUCAAUUCAAAUAAAUACUAUUUGUAAUAUUUUGUAUGGUUUUAAAACAACUUGUAUAAAUAUAUUAAUAAAUAUCCGUAAUGUAUAUAAA
Diorhabda carinulata is the source of this 8321-nucleotide messenger RNA. RefSeq lists its product as uncharacterized. The coding region runs from base 210 to 2375 and encodes 721 amino acids. Lineage: Eukaryota; Metazoa; Arthropoda; Insecta; Coleoptera; Chrysomelidae. Gene Ontology annotation, molecular function: oxidoreductase activity; copper ion binding. The transcript is spliced from 9 exons. The record is from RefSeq and is a predicted model, not a curated record. Gene Ontology annotation, biological process: iron ion transport. Gene Ontology annotation, cellular component: plasma membrane.